GGUUACUUGGUGAAAAAGUCUGCUGUACUAAUAAUAAGCAACGCAAAGUCAAUACCAAAGCAAGAAGCUAUCACAUAAAUUGGAAAUGAAUGAAUAGGUAAUGGAUUCUAUCAGUCAAAUUUCUUCGACGUCUCGUCUCCAUAUCACUUCUAACGCCUCGAAUCCUAAUAAUGCAUUGGCAACUUUCAAAGGAUUCUUGUCAAGUUUGUUUGUCCUUUUAAUGUUCAGUGUUAUCAUUGUUACCAUUAUAAUCGUGGAACCGGGCCAUUUAACUGGAAAUGUUACAUCGUUGAUUAUCAUGAGACCUGAAAGGAGAAUGACUUACAAUUUGACACAAUCUGAAGCAUCUUUUGAUUUUAGAAAAGGCUCGCAUGCGUACGGUCAAGCAGGAGGUGUCAAACACUUUCUGUACGGUAAGCUUCCAGAAAUGGCAACACAUAGAUUGACAGAGCCAAGCCGAGCACAGGCGAACUACUUAAGCUACGAAUGUGGGAAACCUGAUUUGAACACUAAUGAAAAUGAAAUUGUAGAAACAGGCCGUUACCAGAACGCAACGUGGAAUAAAUUUCCUUGGACGGUUCGAAUUGUUGUGAAACCAAAAUCACACGAAGGUCUCAUUAGUGUUUGCAGCGGAAGUUUUACUACGCAACAAUGGGUUCUAACAGCCAGGCAUUGUUACGUGCACGAUAAAGAUUUUAAGUUUUUAGUGAUGAUACCAAAUCAAGAUGAAACGCCAGAAUUAAUUGAGAUUGAUUCUGUACACCCCUAUCCUGGAUACGACGACAUUUAUAAUCAAAAUGACUUCAUGUUAGUUAAGCUAAAGCAUUUCCCGAAAACACCAACCCGUACCAUUUGCAUGCCGAAUAUUGACGUCAUACCUGCUACUGGUCGACUGUGUGUAAUCGCAGGAUGGCCUGGUGGCUACAUAGACUCAUCAAAUCUUGAGAAAAUGUGGGUAGAACUGGAAGACCCGAACUCCUGUCAGUCGAGGUACUGUGGUAUCAAAUAUGACGUGAACAAGAACAUUUGUGACAAAACAAUGCCACGGAGACAGGACCUUCCCGUAGACGAAGAUCACUGCCAUGGAUUUUCAGGCAGCGCUCUUACCUGUCACGAGCAUGGUCGCUGGGUGGCGUACGGGGUGUUGAAUUGGAGCGGUGCCCGCUGUGACGUCACAAAAGGUCGUGGGUAUGCUCUGACGUCAACUCGGUUGGAUUGGAUAUGUUGUUUUGUAUUGCACAUUAAAUUGGGGCCUUGUCUGCAUAUAAAAUGCGGACAAAUGGUUUAAA
This is a messenger RNA of Ciona intestinalis (vase tunicate), 1289 nucleotides long. RefSeq names its product chymotrypsin B-like. Gene Ontology annotation, biological process: proteolysis. NCBI's taxonomy places the organism in Eukaryota, Metazoa, Chordata, Ascidiacea, Phlebobranchia, Cionidae. The record is from RefSeq and is a predicted model, not a curated record. Gene Ontology annotation, molecular function: serine-type endopeptidase activity.